ACCAAACCACGUCGACAGAUGUAUCGUCCUCGCGUUCCGUCUCCCAAAAAAAGACGCCAUUUCCUUCUCCAUUUUCCUAUUUUAGUUCCAAUCCACCACCGCUCCUUCCAGCCGUCGCCUUCGAUGUGCACCUCACGUUCCUUCCCUUCGCAGAAUUUGGCAACACUUAAAAUCCCCCCGUCUCUUUCUCCCUGUCUUCCUCGAUCCGAAGCUAAUCCGUCUUCCAAGCAGUUAUCCAGUUCGAUUCCGGCGAUAAAGCUCCAAACUUUAGGUUUCCAGCUUGAGGGGUGGGAUUGCAAUCUUCCACCCUCCUUGGCGACGACAAAGAUUGAAUCUUUGCCGGCCUUGAUCGAGUUUCGAGAUCAAAGUUCCCAUGUUACAUGUUUUGAGCCGGAAAGUUGCGAGAUUUAGGGUUCGGUAUUGGUUCCUGGAGAUUGAUUUGGGGGUUUAUUAGCAAUCCGGCAAAAUUUCGUCCCAGAGUCAAACGACGAGUUCCGCCCCCCUUCUCGUCUCCCCGAGCCAUCGGGAAGAUGGCCGGGCGCAGCCUCGCACGCUGUGGACCAAGGUCCGGGCUCUGAGCCUGCUGAUGGUGCGGUUGAUCAAGCGAGGGCAUAGGCAUGAGGAGGGCGACGAGGCGUACGACUCUACAUUGAAGAGUCAAAUACCGCAGGACGUGAAUUCGAACAGCCCAGCCCACGAUGAAGACGCGUUCUUCAACGGCCAGUGGGACGCCGGCCCUGGUCCUUCUAGCCGGGCAGUGCAGAUCGAUCGAUCCAUGGUCGUCGGACCGAGGUCACAUCAGAAUGAUGGUGGCGGCGCCGCUGGUCCACCGCCCUCUGACAUGGAACUGAUGAAAGAUAGAUUUGCUAAGCUACUGCUUGGUGAAGAUAUGUCAGGUGGUGGAAAAGGAGUUUCAUCAGCUCUUGCUCUGUCCAAUGCCAUCACCAACCUUGCUGCAUCUGUUUUUGCCGAGCAAUCGCGAUUAGAGCCAAUGUCUGCUGAACGAAAAGCGCGGUGGAGGAGGGAAAUGAACUGGCUUUUGUCAGUUGCUGAUUACAUUGUAGAAUUUGUUCCUUCAAGGCAGACAUCAAAGGAUGGAGUAACCAUGGAGAUAAUGAUAACUCAACAACGCAAAGAUCUUCAAUUGAACAUCCCUACACUAUGCAAGCUCGAUACGAUGCUCAUCGGCACCCUCGAUGACUUUGAGGACCAGAAAAUGUUCUGGUAUGUUUCGAGAGACGCUGCCGAAUCGGAGAAGGGAAAUGCACAAAGAAAGGAUGACAAAUGGUGGCUUCCUACUGUGAGAGUCCCUCCGCAUGGACUCUCAGAGGACUCCAGCAGAUGGUUGCAGUUCCAGAAAGAUUCAGCUACACAAGUGCUCAAGGUAGCCAUGGCAAUCAAUGCUCAGGUUCUCAUGGAAAUGGAGGUCCCCGACGCCUACAUCGAAUCUCUUCCAAAGAAUGGGAGGUCGAGCUUAGGAGAUGCGAUCUACAAAAGCAUCACCACAGACGAUGUGUUCGACCCCGAAGAAUUCUUGGAAACCCUGGACCUGUCAACCGAGCACAAGAUCGUUGAUCUCAAGGACCGAAUCGAGGCCUCCGUUGUGAUCUGGAGGAAGAAAAUGCAUGACAAGGAAGCCAAGUCCUCCUGGAGUUCCACCAUCAGUUUGGAGAAGAGAGAGCAGUUUGAAGAGCGAGCCGAGACAAUCUUGAUCCUUAUCAAGCAAAGAUUUCCUGGGAUCCCUCAAUCGGCUCUGGACAUAAGCAAGAUCCAAUACAACAAUGAUGUUGGAUUGGCGAUCCUCGAGAGCUACUCGAGGGUCUUGGAAAGCUUAGCUCACUUGGUUAUUUCACGAAUUGAUGAUGUUUUUUACGCGGAUUCUCUCGCUAAAGGUCCAACGACCAAGAGUUCAAACGCGAGGCAAUCCUUCUCCAAUGUAGCACCGGCGAAUAAGCCGGAUAACAGAGAAGAAUUGGUGACUCUAUCGGAUUUCAUGAGCUGGCCGAGCGAGUCGGAACCUGCCGAGGACAUGAGGAGCACAGGGGACGUGGUGAAGAAGCCUCCAGAGGUUAAGACCAAGAAGUUCUUAUACAUAGAUAAGGUGAGGCACCUAGGAGGCUUGAGAAGUCCUACUGCUCGUCACUAGUUGUCUGAUUACUUUGAUAGGAAAAUGAAAGAGAGAAGACAAAGUCACAAGAAAAAAAUUGUAUAUAAAAUGGAGGUUUAUGUGAUUUGUUUUCAAGGUUUUCUUUUGUUGUUUCAUGUAAGUAAACUGAUUCACAAAAUCAAAAUGACAUUUUUUUAUUAUUAUUAUAAUUGUUAAAAAAAAUGGAAUUAUUUGUUUCUA
Molecule: messenger RNA, 2347 nt
Organism: Zingiber officinale
Lineage: Eukaryota; Viridiplantae; Streptophyta; Magnoliopsida; Zingiberales; Zingiberaceae
Product: rho guanine nucleotide exchange factor 8-like
Exons: 7
Coding region: 587-2146 (519 amino acids)
Molecular function (GO): guanyl-nucleotide exchange factor activity
Source: RefSeq, a predicted model, not a curated record